This is a messenger RNA of Linum tenue, 1865 nucleotides long. NCBI's taxonomy places the organism in Eukaryota, Viridiplantae, Streptophyta, Magnoliopsida, Malpighiales, Linaceae. The record is from the annotation of a GenBank genome assembly.
UCAACACCGUAAUCCAGAGUUCCCAGCAGAGAAACACCCAUCAAAACCGUUUUCUUUUCUUCGUUUCCUAUUUUCCCGGCUCUCCCUUCCCUCCAACAUUUCACUCUCACUCUCAGUCGCAGAUUCCCUUCUCCCUCCCUUAUCUCCUCCCUCUGCCACCGUCCCCACCAAAAAAAUCUCCUCCCUCCGCAAUUUCCCAUCGGGCGAGCAAUCGAGCUCCGUGACUACCCUCCUCAAUCCUCCCAAUCCGAAUUUCCCGAAUUCCAAUGGCAGCCGCCGUUGCAUCAGCUCCCUUCAGCAACACGUACUACUACAUUCCUCCACUCGCCUCCCUUUCUAGGGUUUCCAUUUCCCUCCACCCCGCCUCCCGCCGCCGCCAACAACAACGACACCAGUUCUUCCGCCGCUCCUCCUCCUCCUCCAUCCCGUUCUCUCGUGGCCGCAGCUGCUGCCUCGCGUCCAGCCCCGAGGUCUUGGUCGCCGCUGCCGCCAAUUCAGCUCUCGGACGUGGAGUUGCGAACAAGAGAGGUGGAGGAGACGGUGAGGAGAAGGAGGAGUGUGGUGAUUUGAAGUCGUGGAUGCAUCAGAACGGUCUCCCUCCUUGCAAAGUCGUUCUUAGAGAUAGGCCGUCCCUCGACGAGAUGCUUUGCUCCAUUCAUUACGUCGCCGCUAGCGAAGAUCUUCAGGCUGGGAAUGUGGCGUUUUCCGUCCCGAAUUCUCUCGUUGUGACGCUCGAUAGGGUAUUAGGAAAUGAGACAGUAGCGGAAUUGUUGACGACGAACAAGUUAUCGGAGUUGGCAUGCUUGGCAUUGUAUUUGAUGUACGAGAAGAAGCAGGGGAAGAAGUCGUUCUGGUAUCCGUACAUACGAGAGCUUGAUCGUCAGCGUGGUAGAGGUCAGCUUGCUGUGGAAUCUCCGCUGCUGUGGUCGGAUGAUGAAUUGGCUUAUCUGACAGGCAGCCCUACUCAGGCUGAAAUUAUUGAAAGGGCAGAUGGGAUCAGAAGAGAAUAUGAUGAGCUUGACACUGUGUGGUUCAUGGCUGGUUCUUUGUUUCAGCAAUACCCUUUUGAUAUUCCAACAGAAGCGUUUUCCUUUGAGAUUUUCAAACAAGCUUUCGUUGCUGUUCAGUCAUGUGUGGUGCAUUUGCAGCAAGUCAGCUUAGCUCGUCGAUUUGCUUUGGUUCCUCUGGGGCCUCCCUUGCUAUCUUACAGAAGCAGUUGUAAGGCAAUGCUAAGUGCUGUAGAAGGUGCUGUUGAACUGGUAGUUGAUCGCCCAUACAAGGCCGGGGAACCCAUUGCUGUCUGGUGUGGACCGCAACCCAAUUCAAGAUUGCUUAUAAACUAUGGUUUUGUUGACGAGGAUAAUCCUUAUGAUCGCCUCAUGAUCAAGGCUGCAUUAAACACUGAGGACCCUCAGUAUCAGGAGAAAAGAUUGGUUGCUCAAAAAAAUGGCAAACUCUCCAUGCAGGAUUUUCUGGUUCAAGUGGGGAAGGAAAAGGAAGCUGUCUCAGAUAUGCUUCCUUAUCUACGAUUAGGCUACGUGUCAGAUACUUCUGAACUGGAAUCCGUCAUGUCUUCUCAGGGUCCAGUUUGUCCAGUUAGCCCCUGCUUGGAGCGGGCAGUAUUGGAUCAGCUUGCUGAGUACUUCAACAAGCGCCUGACUUUGUACCCAACUAGCUUAAGCGAAGACGAAUUGAUGUUGGCGGAUGAUAAGUUGAACCCAAAGAAGAGAGUUGCCACUCAGCUUGUGCGGUUGGAAAAGAAAAUACUUCAUGCUUGUCUGGAGGCAACUCGUGAUCUGAUAGCACAGCUACCUGAUCUCACAAUCUCACCAUGUCCAGCUCCUUAUGCUCCUUCGUUGAAAUGA